Astrephomene gubernaculifera is the source of this 1323-nucleotide messenger RNA. The record is from the annotation of a GenBank genome assembly. NCBI's taxonomy places the organism in Eukaryota, Viridiplantae, Chlorophyta, Chlorophyceae, Chlamydomonadales, Astrephomenaceae.
AUAAAGCUUUUAUGUGGGGUUAAAUUGUUUGCUGGCGGCAUUAUCCUCAAUCAUUGGUUACAUUGCCAUCGCGGCGACGCACCUCCAGUUCGCUUGUUGUUCGGCUUUCAAGCAGCUCGCGUUUCCCAAGGUCACAUUCACCCUCCAUCUGUGGUCCCCCAACACGUCGUACGUCACCGACAGGUGCUGGAUCGCUACGAGGGCUCCGAGCUCCGUCGCUACGAUCCCGCCACCUUCACCAGCACGGUCCUCUCGCUAGACGAGGAGGGGAGCAUCGAGCGGGCGGCAGUGAAGGGCUUCCAUCGGCUGCUCAAGUACAACCUGGGCGACAACGAGGACAGCCAAAAGGUCUCCAUGACCGCUCCCGUGCUGUACGGCCUCGAUGUGGACCGCACCGCAUCCAAGCGCCACGACCUGCGCUUCGCCGACCGCUUCUCCGUCUCCUUCUUCGUGCCCUUCCGGUUCCAAGACAAGCCCCCCAGCCCCUCCGACCCUGACGUGUUUCUGGUGGACGCCGAGGAAAAGGACAUCUUCGUUCGCUCCUUUGGCGGCUACGCCACCGGAGCUCGCAUCACUCACAUCGCCUCCGAGUUCUUGAGGGACCUGUACGACGAUGGUCACCGGGUGGACUGCCGUACCAUCUACAUUGCGCAGUACAGCCCGCCCUUCCAGCCGGUGUUCCGCUACAACGAGGUGUGGGUGCUGCGCCGCCGCCGCCACGGCAAGGACGCGACCGACGGGGCCAGUGAUGCCGCCGGGGAGGGGGAUUGCGGCGACUGGUUGAAGCCGGAGGCAGCAGGCGGGGAGGGUGGUGGUGAGGCAUUGGAGGAGGAGGCACAAGCCCUGGAUGCGAUUGCUGCGGCGGUUGCUGAGGCGAGGGCAAAGGAGGAGGAGGUGGUGCAGGUUGUGAAGGCCGACGGGGGUUCUUCGGAGGAGCACCUGGUUCAGGCCUCCGCCUAAACAGGAAUGCCGGGACAGUGCGGUGAAGUGUACAAUACAUGACGCGCAUGUUGUAGGCUAGGCGAUGGUGCGGUAGGGAGGGGCUGUGGGAAGGAGUACUUUGGAGGUAACUGGGGGCUGUCCUAGUUGUUGUUGUUGGGCAUGCAUGCAUGCAUGUACUGUAUGGAUGGAAUGGCCCCGGGGAUGUUGGUAGGUGUUGGCAGUAUUGGACAAGCUGUACAACGGGUCCCGGUGCAACUGCAAUGGUCUCGGUUGUUGCUGCAGGUGUUGCUGUUUGCAGGUGUGACGUGAUUAUUGCGCUGCCGGUUCUGCGGCUGGGUGAGAACUCUCCCUCUCCUUGGGGUGGCAGCGAUGGCGCUCGAC